CCCUCCCCUCCCUACGCCCGGCCCACACACCAACACCCAAACGGACGCCGCGCCCUGCGUCGGCUCACCCACCAGACCAUACGCCCGGUCCACCCGCCCUCCACGCCAGUCACCUCCCUCUCCGAUCGGAGGCGGAGCGUGGCCGCGGCGCCGAUCCCCCGUGGAAGCCUCCGCGUGUCGCGCCCCAUAAAUAUCCGACCUCGCCGGCGCCCGCGACCUCCGAGAACUCCCCUUCUCCGCCGCGCCCGCCGUGCCCAAACCCUAACCAGCCACCCGCCUAGCGCCAGUGCCCCCCUGCCGCUACUAGUCCCACAACUACCCUGUUGCCGCGGCAGCGUCGGCUGCUCCCGCUGCUGCUGCUGCUAACUGGCGCCGAAACCCUAGCCCCGCCCGAUGUCGCAGCAGGAUCCGGCUGCGGCCGGGGAGGAGCUGCCGGGGGGCCUCUCGCGGAGCAGCUCCGCCAGCCGGCUCAACGCGCAGGCGCCGGAGUUCGUGCCGCGUGUCGCGGCGCCGCCGCCCCCGCCGGUGCAGCCCGUGAUCCACGUCUUCGCCGCGCCGCCCCCGCCGCCGCCCGCGUCCUUCUUCGCCGCGGGCCCGCCCCCGCCCCCGCCCCGGCCGCCGUUCGAGUUUUACGCGGCGGUCGGUGCUGCUGGCCCGGGCUUCGUUGCCGUGCCCGAGCAUGAGAUGGGGCCCGAGCAAGCGGUGCCGCCGCCGCCACCGCCGGCCCAGGCACACCAGCAGGGGAGAGAGCUGACCACAGACGACGUGCUGCACAAGAUCACCAAGCAGGUGGAGUAUUACUUCAGUGAUAUAAACCUGGCCACUACAGAACAUUUGAUGAGGUUUAUUUCUAAGGAUCCUGAAGGAUAUGUACCGAUGUCAGUUGUUGCUUCCUUUAAGAAAAUUAAGGCUCUGGUGCAAAGUAGUUCCAUGCUUGCUUCAGCUCUUCGAACUUCAUCAAAGCUUGUGGUUAGUGAAGAUGGAAACAGAGUAAAGCGUGUACAGCCAUUUACAGAAGCAGAUUUAGAGGAACUACAGGCCCGAAUUGUUGUUGCAGAAAAUCUUCCAGAUGAUCAUUGUUACCAGAACCUUAUGAAGAUUUUCUCAUCUGUUGGCAGUGUAAAGACAAUCAGAACAUGCUAUCCUCAGACCCCAAAUGGCAGUGGUCCAGUUACUAAUAGAUCUGCUAAACUAGAUAUGCUUUUUGCCAACAAGCUGCAUGCUUUUGUUGAGUAUGAGACUAUUGAGGAUGCUGAAAAAGCGAUUGUGGUGCUUAAUGAUGAGAGGAACUGGAGAAGCGGGCUUAGAGUUCGGUUGUUGAAUUCUUGCAUGGCUAAGGGAGGCAAAGGUAAGAAGGGUGGGCAUGAAACUGAUGUACAUGGUGAGGAGGAUGUUUCCACUUCUGAUCAACCAAAUGAUAAACAUUCAGAAGAAACAUCUCAACCAUCAGAUGCAAUAGGAGAGCAUGUUUCCGAGGAGAGCACUGGAGAUGCAGGCCGUGGGCGUGGCAGAGGCCGAGGGCGUGGAGGUAGAGGCAGAGGGCGUGGCUACCAUAACAACCAUAACAACAAUCAAUACCACCAUAACAACCAUCCGCAGCAGCAGCACCACCACCAAAACAGCAACAAUCAAGGUAACAACAACCGGAGUGGCGCCCAUCCUGUCGGAACCCCGCCUUCCAGCCACCCAGUGAAGGCCGAGCAACAGCAGACACAGUCAUCGCCUCCCGCAGGAGCGAACAAACAGCUUCCAGGGCCGCGUAUGCCAGACGGCACCCGUGGGUUCUCAAUGGGCAGAGGAAUGCCGCAAACAUCGUCGCCCAGCAUAUCGACUAGUGAACCUUGAACUUGAUUCGUGCCACAGGAGAGACGAGACACAGCUUGUGCUGCUGAUUGCCAUGUUGAUAGAGAGAUUGCGAGAGACUGUAUUUUAGAAGUCUUGUCUUUUGGAGUGUGCUUUCUGAUUUACAGACCAUAAUAUGGUUUUGCGCGUGCUGUGUGUACUUUAAAACCGGUAGCGCAGUGGUUUCGGAGUGAUUAUGGCCACCAUUUUGUAACUCCUAUUUUUUUGCUCCUUUUUGCCUCUUUGACUGUAAGAUUGUAGCAGUAAAAGCUCUUUUGGGCACAGAAAAGGUAAAGAAAAUAAAAGGAACAUGAUAAAA
Triticum aestivum (bread wheat) is the source of this 2161-nucleotide messenger RNA. RefSeq names its product la-related protein 6B. The transcript is spliced from 10 exons. Lineage: Eukaryota; Viridiplantae; Streptophyta; Magnoliopsida; Poales; Poaceae. The coding region runs from base 394 to 1845 and encodes 483 amino acids. Gene Ontology annotation, cellular component: nucleus; ribonucleoprotein complex. Gene Ontology annotation, molecular function: mRNA binding. Gene Ontology annotation, biological process: RNA processing. The record is from RefSeq and is a predicted model, not a curated record.